AUGAGAAAAGACAUUGCUAAAUUAGUAAAACAAUACAAGGUAUGUCAAGCUUUUAAAGGAACUACACAAAAUUCUGGUUUGUAUACUCCUCUGCCUAUUCCAAACAAACCUUGGGAAGAUAUUUCUAUGGAUUUUGUUUUAGGCUUACCAGUUACUUUUCGAAAAUAUGACUCUGUUUUUGUGGUAGUAGAUCGAUUCAGUAAAAUGGCACAUUUUAUUCCUUGCAAGAAAACUUAUGAUGCUUCUCAUAUUGCUGAUUUGUUUUUUAAAGAAGUUGUAAAACUUGGAACUACUCUUCAAUUUAGCAGUGCCUAUCAUCCUCAAACCGAUGGGCAGACUGAGGUAGUAAAUCAAAGCUUGGGAAAUUUGUUAAGAUGUCUUGCUGGUGAAAAACCAUCUCAAUGGGAUUUAGUGUUGCCUCAAGCUGAGUUUGCAUAUAAUAAUUCUGUUAAUCGUUCUACUGGCAAAACUCCAUUUGAAAUUAUUUAUGGGCAACCUAUUCCUCACAUUCUGGAUAGAAAUUCUUUAUCUCUUCCUAAAAAAACUAGUGCUGAGGCUUUUGAAACAUUUGAUCAUAUAAAAACUGUCCAACAACAGGUUUUUGAAAAACUUAAGAAGGUUACUGCUAAAUAUAAGUCUGAGGCUGAUAAACAUCGAAAAGAAGCAAAUUUCAAUGAAGGUGACUUAGUGAUGGCUUACUUUUGUCGCCAAAGGUUUCCUGUUGGCACUUUUAAAAAGUUAAGUAGAAAGAAAUUUGGUCCAUUUCGUGUGAUUAAAAAAUUAGGUGCUAAUGCCUAUUUGCUAGAUUUACCAGAUACUGUUGGCACUUCACCUGUUUUUAAUGUUUCUGACUUGUCUUUGUAUGAAGGAGAUUCUGACGAUUUUAUAGAUUUUGAAACUUUAUCACUCUCUGCUCCUUUGGUAAAGUCUGAAGAUCAAAUCGAAGAUGUUAUUGAUGUGAAAGUUAUUCAAACGAGGCAUGGAGAGCACAAAAAGUUUUUGGUCAAAUGGAGCAAUCGGCCAUUGACUGACUGUACCUGGAUUGAUGCUGCUGAUCUAAAAAAGAAAAACUGGAAGCUUUAUGAACGAGUUGCUGAUAUGUUCUCAUCAGGAGAUGAAAAUUUUCCACCAGGGGAGAAUUGAUGCUAUCAAGAAU
Messenger RNA from Dendrobium catenatum, 1156 nucleotides. RefSeq names its product transposon Ty3-G Gag-Pol polyprotein. The record is from RefSeq and is a predicted model, not a curated record. Lineage: Eukaryota; Viridiplantae; Streptophyta; Magnoliopsida; Asparagales; Orchidaceae. Gene Ontology annotation, molecular function: nucleic acid binding. Gene Ontology annotation, biological process: DNA integration.